AUGGCAUCCAGCAGGUCUGAAGAGUCUACUCAAUCCAAACAACGCACAACGACGAUUGUGCUGGCUAUUCUGGCCAUUAUAUUCUUGAUUCUGAGGCUUGUCGCCCGGCGCAUGAAACGCAUUGGCCUUGGUGUGGAUGACUGGACCCUGAUCGUGGGCUUGAUCUUUGUUUUAGUUAUUGCUGGAGUCAAUCUUGCUUGCAUCCAGUAUGGCAUGGGACGGCAUACUGACACAAUCCCUCCAGUGGAGCUGCCCAUAUUCUUCAAGUUGAGCUACGCAUUCGAACCACUCUAUAUUACCACUGUCGGUAUCAUCAAGCUCUCCGUGUUGUUCAUGUACCAUCGGAUUUUUCCCGUCCGUCUCAUCAAAAUCGGUGGCUAUAUCCUAGGUGGAAUCACAUUAGCUUGGGUCAUAUCGGUCGAUCUUGUGGCCAUAUUUCAGUGUCACCCUGUGGCCAAGGCAUAUGAGCCAACCCUUCCCGGUCAUUGCAUUCAACUCAAAGCGGCGCUGAUUGGAAAUGGAGUGCCAAAUUUCGUGACAGAUAUUUUGAUUCUCGCCUUACCGGCCAGACUCAUCUGGCGCCUACAGGCAACACUGUGGCAACGAGUAUCGAUCAUCGGUGUUUUCUUGACAGGUAGCUUUGUCGUCUUUGCAAGCAUCUACCGCUUUAGUCUUAUAUUCAUUUUCAACGUGAACGACGUUGCAUGGACUCUUGCCGAUGCACAGACUUGGUGUGUGGUCGAGACCGCAGCGGGUGUUAUUUCCGCAUGCCUGCCUACGACUGCCCCCUUGGUCAAAACCUGUACAAAAGGAUUUAUCUCGACCGCACGCUCGCUUUCCAAAUCUAAUUUUACGCAGUCAGGAACCAGGACUUUCUCCAAGGGGGAUGCUGGUGCCACGGGGUCAAAUAGUGCAGGGAACAGGAUGACGGGAUUGCGAGCGGAAGGCACUCACCGCAGCAAUGGAAGCUAUGGGCUAUCAGAGUUGGGACCAGUAAGCCGGGAUAUCCCGCAUCUAAAGGGCAAGGGUUGGACAAUAAUCAGCGCUGAUGCCGAAAGCGACUAG
Molecule: messenger RNA, 1065 nt
Organism: Penicillium cataractarum
Lineage: Eukaryota; Fungi; Ascomycota; Eurotiomycetes; Eurotiales; Aspergillaceae
Exons: 5
Coding region: 1-1065 (354 amino acids)
Source: RefSeq, a predicted model, not a curated record